AUGAUUCGCCCCAAGAGAAGUGAUGAACACGAAAUUGUCGACGCAAUUUCGACAUUCCCGAAGAAAGGAGGGAAAAUCAAAGUUCCAGAAUGGGCUGAUUUGGUAAAACUUGGCACGAACAAAGAAUUGGCACCAAUUAAUCCUGAUUGGUACUAUGUCCGCGUUGCCAGCAUUGCUCGCCGUCUUUACAUUCGUUCGCGAGCCGGUGUUGGAGCUUUCCGCAAGUUUAUGGAGGCAAUAAGCGUCAUGGCGUUCAGCCAAACCAUUUUGUGUUGGCAUCUGGCUCUGUUAUACGCAAAUCUCUUCAAUCGGUAGAAGCAAUUAGUGGGUGGAGAAAGAUGCACGUGGUGGACGAAAAUUGAGCAAACAGGUUUUGAUCAUUUUUUUGUUAUUUGCCUUUUUGGUUUUCGGGAUUCGACGUGGGUUUGAAUUCCGUUCUUUUUUGAUUUUCUAAGUUUGGGCUUGGUUUUUGGGCGUGGUAGUGGAUCCUGAGUUAGAUUAUGGCUUUGACGAACUCCAGGGAAAUUCAGGAUCAUAAAAGUGCUUGGGUGUUGGCAAUGACAUGAGCGCACGGGGAGGAGGGUUCUGGCUUAGUACUUGGAGGUGUCUUGACUUGAGCACUUGAAAAAGCCUCAGGUGUUGCCACCAACACAUCUUUUUUUUGGGUUGAAAAUUUUCUUCAAACCAUUUAUCUCAUUUUCCUUUUUAAGUGCAAUUGGUUGAAUGGUUCGAAGACAGUAGCUUCUACAUGGUUUUUGAGAAGAUGCGUG
Molecule: messenger RNA, 770 nt
Organism: Meloidogyne enterolobii
Lineage: Eukaryota; Metazoa; Nematoda; Chromadorea; Rhabditida; Meloidogynidae
Source: the annotation of a GenBank genome assembly